UUAUUUUCUGCUUUAGGCACUCGUUACAGUUACAAAAAACCAACAAUGAGCGGAAGAGGCAAAACCGGCGGUAAGGCCAGAGCCAAGGCUAAGACCCGUUCCUCCAGGGCAGGACUUCAGUUCCCCGUCGGUCGUGUUCACAGACUCCUCCGCAAAGGGAACUACGCAGAGCGCGUCGGUGCCGGUGCUCCGGUGUAUCUGGCCGCUGUACUCGAGUACCUGACUGCUGAGAUCCUGGAGCUGGCUGGAAACGCCGCUCGGGACAACAAGAAGACCCGUAUCAUCCCCCGUCACCUGCAGCUGGCGGUGCGUAACGACGAGGAGCUCAACAAACUCCUGGGCGGAGUGACCAUCGCUCAGGGCGGCGUGCUGCCCAACAUCCAGGCCGUGCUGCUGCCCAAGAAGACCGAGAAGCCCGCCAAGACCAAAUAAACAGAUCAAUACACCACUCAGAAAGGCUCUUUUCAGAGCCACCCACUUUCUCGAGAAGAGCGAUUUGUAUUUAUAUUGUAUUAUAUUAUUUCUUUUCUUUUUUAAGGUUUUGAUGCGUUUCAUGAGCUGCGCGAGCAGAGCGAAAUAUAACGAUCGAUACUAUAAGAACGUGGAAACAUCUUAAACGUUAAUGGAUCGUAACACCCUCUAGCCCAAUUUCACGUCUAUUG
Molecule: messenger RNA, 662 nt
Organism: Carassius auratus (goldfish)
Lineage: Eukaryota; Metazoa; Chordata; Actinopteri; Cypriniformes; Cyprinidae
Product: histone H2A
Exons: 1
Coding region: 46-432 (128 amino acids)
Cellular component (GO): nucleosome
Molecular function (GO): protein heterodimerization activity; DNA binding; structural constituent of chromatin
Source: RefSeq, a predicted model, not a curated record